Messenger RNA from Bombus huntii, 1838 nucleotides. Its product is annotated as RWD domain-containing protein 1. The transcript has 4 exons. Gene Ontology annotation, molecular function: protein binding. Lineage: Eukaryota; Metazoa; Arthropoda; Insecta; Hymenoptera; Apidae. Bases 140 to 859 code for a protein of 239 amino acids. Gene Ontology annotation, biological process: cytoplasmic translation. The record is from RefSeq and is a predicted model, not a curated record.
UUGUCGUACACUGCUACGGCGCCGUCCACCGGUUCACAACUUGUUACGAUUUUAUCAUGAUUUCAUGUAACUUAUUACAAGGAAUUAAUUAAGUACGCAACAUAAAACAUUUUUAACAAUUCAUUUUAUUUUAAUCAUUAUGGAUUAUAAAGAUGAGCAACACAAUGAGAUCGAAGCUUUGGAGUCAAUUUAUUGUGGAGAAUUGGAAAUUUUAGCUGUAGAACCAUUUUAUACAUUUUCCAUACCUAUUAAAACUGAAGAGUAUGAACCAGGUACUGGGAAUGGUCUCAGCUGUUCAUUGGAAUUUACAUAUACUGAAAAAUAUCCAGAUGAGUCACUUCUUAUAUCGAUAGAGGAACAUGAAAACUUUGAAGAAGGAAAUGCUGAGAAAUUGAAGGAACAUCUGAUGGAACAAAUGAAUGAAAACCUUGGAAUGGUCAUGGUAUUUACUUUAGUUAGUGCUGCUCAGGAGUGGCUUAAUGUACAAUGGGAUAAAAUUAAAUUGAAAAGAGAAGAGAGUGCGGCACAAAAACUCAGGGAAGAGGAAGAAGCAGAAAGAAAAAAGUUUGAGGGAACACGAGUUACGGUUGAAACAUUUUUAAGUUGGAAAGAAAAGUUUGAUGAAGAAAUGGGAUACACGAAAAGAAGAGAAAUGGCUGAGAGAGAAGGGAAAAAAUUAACUGGUAGAGAAUUAUUUAUGACUGAUAAAACAUUGGAUCAGUCUGAUCUGAAGUUUUUGGAUGAUGAUUCUGUUAAAGUAGACGAAAGUCUAUUUCAAAAUCUUGAUGAUUUGGACCUAGAAGAUGAUGAUGAUGACGAUCCUGAUUAUGAGCCGAACGUUUCUGAUGAUAGUGCCUAAAUAAAUAUGCUAUAGUUCUCCACUAUUAUUUAUAAAAUAAUUCCUAUUCAUUGAGUGUUUAAAUACAAAUUUAGUACUUAAAAGUAUCGUUUAAGUACUAGAGUUUAGAUGACAGAUUGACAUGUUCGAAGCAAAUCUACCAAUGUAAAAUGAAUUCAUUAAAAUUUAUAGCUGCCAUUUGCAUUUUGUAUAAUGGCUGAAAUUUUAUACAUAUAUGUAUGAAAGGGAAUAGAUAUAUUUAAUAAGGAAAAUAAUUUUUAUAAUUAUGUAUAUAACAAUCUUUUUCAUAAAACUUUGUUUAAUGAAUCCAAAAUAAUCAUUUUUCUUGCACUUAUAAAUGUCCGAAAGUAUCUUCAUUCGAAUAUCGGAGCAAGAAUAUAAUGAAAUAAAUACACAUUAACGACCAUAAUUUAACAUUUAUUCAUAGUUUUAGUGUUUAAUGUAUACAUUCAGUAACAAAUUCUAAUGAGCACAUAGUUGCAUUUGAAUAACUUGAAUUCCUCUCGUUCUAGGGAAUAUGCAUACAUUAAUACAGAGAUGAGAAAUGGCUAGCGGGACGGCACAGGGGGCAAGGGAAGUACAUACUGGUCUUUAUUGUUCGCCGUCACGUGUUGCUAUAUGGUCUUGAUAUGUGACAUUUUCGACCAAUAAGCGUGUUUGUCUUCGUGAUUGUAUUAGGUCUACUAGAAAUAAUCAUAAGAAAUAAUGUGAAAAUAUCCAAUCGGACCCGUAUUCAUUUUUUUAGCCAUUUUUCACCUUUGUAAUAGUAUAAUCUGAUAUAAUUCAGAAUAAUUUAGAAGAGAGGUGUUUUGUUAUAUUUGUCACGUGAUAGUAAUAAUCAAAUCCAAGUUGUUCAUCAAUGUUUCUAUUUCACGGAACAUAUAGGAAUCUUGUGACAGAAUUUUUACUUUUGUAUAUUUACUUAACUUAAAAGUGACAAUUACAAUACAGUACAAAAAACACGGUUUUUACAAUGUUG